Molecule: messenger RNA, 9850 nt
Organism: Octopus bimaculoides (California two-spot octopus)
Lineage: Eukaryota; Metazoa; Mollusca; Cephalopoda; Octopoda; Octopodidae
Product: terminal uridylyltransferase 4-like
Molecular function (GO): nucleic acid binding; RNA uridylyltransferase activity; zinc ion binding
Source: RefSeq, a predicted model, not a curated record
GAAGGAUCGUAAGGGCUGUUUAGGGAAAUCGAAAACCGGUGAAGGGAGCGAUGGUGGGAGCGGCAAUGAUGAAGAGAGCGAACUGAGUGUUGGUCAGACCUCGACGGGGAGUGGCAACAUGUGUGCCAUGGUUUGGGAGAUGAUGAAUGCCGCUGCUUCUGCCUCAGCUACAAACAACCUGGCCGACCCCUACCAGACUGCAGCAAAGCAACAGCAGCAGCAGCAGCAACAUCAUCAACAGCAGCAGCAACAACAACAUCAUCAACAUCUACAAUAUCAACAACAGCAAAAGCAGCAACAUAUGCAGCAGCAACAGCGUCAACAACAGCAACAACGUCAGCAACAACAGCAGCAGCGUCAGCAACAGCAGCAACGUCAACAACAGCAACCACAACAGCAGCAGCACCGACAGCAGCAGCUGCAGCAGCAAGAGAAGGAAAAGGAGAAGUCUGCCAGUGAAGCGUUUGCUGAAGAACUCUCCAAAGAAGAUAAAGUCUAUCCAUUGAAAAGACGAUCUGCCCGGUUUCCAGAUGCCAAGUAUUUCUGCCGUUUAUGUGAAUUCCAUUGUAUGAAUGAUGCAGAUUGCCUGACACACAUCCGAACCAUUAAACACCAGUGGCGCAAAGAGAUAGCGGCAGCAAAAGACAAGCUGAGGAAACUGCCCACACCGACUUCACUUCAACUGCGAGAUAUAGAAGACACAGUGGAGCGUGUCUAUAAAGAGCAUGGCUUGACCAAAGCUGAGGUUCAGAUCCGGAAGAAGUUUGUCCAAAAGGUUGAACAAUUUCUGCAAGAAGACAUAAAAGGUGUAAAGUUACAUCUGUAUGGUUCAGUGCAGAGCGAGUUUGGUUUGAAAAGCAGUGAUCUCAACAUAGAUUUAGAAACCCCACCUGACAUGAAAUUGGCAAAUGGCCUGAAAAUGACUUAUGAAAGCCUUAAAAAAUCAGACCUCUUCAAAGAUGUGGAAAAGGACUUUUUGGCCAAAGUCCCAUUGGUGUAUUUCAGAUCCAAUGACAAGCACCAACUGUACUGUCAAAUCACCGUCAACUCCAUACUAGCUCGUCAAACUAGUCAGCUUCUAGGUAUCUACAGCUCAAUUGACAUCAGAGCUAAAAAAUUAGCUGUGGCAUUCCGUUAUUGGGCAAAGCUAUGUCGUGUUGACCGUCAACAGGAGGGAACUCUACCGGCUUACUGUACCUAUUUGAUGACAGUUUAUUUUCUACAGAGAAUCCCAAACCCUAUUUUGCCUGUCUACCACGUGCGGGCAACAGAUGAGAAACAGAGAGAGAGAUUUUUUGAGACCAUUACAAAAGCAGCAUCAAUCUUUCAAGUGAAGAAUAUGUUAAAUGUUGGUGAAUUAUGGUUGGAGAUGUUGAAGUUUUACUGUCAGGGCUUCGACAGUUCCAGCACUGUCAUCUCAAUCAACUAUGAGAACAAGUUGACCCGGGUGGCAAAGAACUGGAAGACCAAACGACUUGCCAUUGAAGAUCCAUUUUCUACAAAGCGAAACAUUGCCAGGUCUGUGAGCGGAAGGAAGAUUUUUGAGUAUUUCCAAGAUUGUCUUGUGAAAACCUGCCUCUACUUCGGCUUUCCGCCUACUUCCAACUCGUCUAGCAGCAGUCGAAAGAAAGACAACAAUGAACAGCAAUCAGUAGGAUCGAUAAUUGCAACAACAACAACAACAUCAACAGCAGCAACAACUACAGCAACACAAAUGAAUGGUACCGACCGGGCUCCCAAAGAUCCCAGCUGCAAGACUCCACCCCCUAACUCACUGGCACAAUCUCCUUCCAAGGGCUCUGAUAACAACACAAUGUUGGUUAAUGAUGUUUAUGAACCAGAACAGCAAUCCACCCAGUCAGCUGGAUCAUCUCAAUGUUCAGAUGAUGAUGGUGAUGACGAUGUAGAUUCUUCAGGAAAUACGCACACUUCUUCCCAACAGUCUCCCAGUAACGAAGGCUGUGCUUAUGUUUUCUCCGUUGAAAACUUGUCUGAUGGAAAGGGACCAGCAAAAGUGUGCAGCAUCUGUGAAAAAGAAGGGCAUUUGAAGAACGACUGUCCCGAGGAGAAACUCCCUCCUUUAUUGCCCUUACCAGCCAUGACUGAGGAGAGUUUGAAGCUUUUGAAUGAGAUGCUCAUGCAAAUACCAAAAGAUCUUGGUCCCACAGACUUGAGCACCGAAGACAGGGAAAAGAUAGUUAAAGGUUUGGAAUGUCUCAUCCGAGAAUGGUACCCAGAAGCUCGUCUACAUUUAUUUGGUUCCUCCUGCAAUGGAUUUGGCUUUCAGAAUAGUGACCUCGACAUCUGCAUUACAUUCUGUAACCACCAAAACGCUGAUGGUCUCGACUGCGUCUGUAUUAUUGAGAGUUUAGCUCAAAAACUGCGCGAGAACAAGCAACUGUAUGGUGUUGUUGCAAUCACUACUGCCAAGGUACCGAUUGUCAAGUUCAAACUGAAAAACAGCAAUUUAGAAGGAGAUAUCAGUCUGUACAACACUCUUGCUCAACAUAACACAAAGCUAUUGAAACUGUAUACAGAAAUUGACCAGCGGGUGGCCAUUCUUGGGUAUGCUUUGAAGGUUUUCGCUAAGGUUUGUGAAAUCGGGGAUGCCUCAAAAGGUAGUCUUUCCUCCUACGCAUACAUCCUCAUGUUACUGCACUAUCUACAGCAGUGUGAUCCUCCAGUGAUUCCUGUUCUGCAAGAGUUAUAUGAGGGUGAGAAACCUGUCCACUUGGUUGACAGCUGGAAUGCCUGGUUCUUUGAAGACUUGGCAAACCUGAAAAAUACCUGGAAGUAUUGUGGCCAGAACAAGCAGUCAGUAGCCGAGCUGUGGAUUGGUCUGUUUGUGUUUUAUACUGAGAAGUUUGAUGUCCAAAUGGUAGUCACAAUUCGACAGCAUUCGCAGCUGACCAAACUUGAGAAACUCUGGAAUGGAAAAUGUCUAGCCAUUGAAGAUCCAUUUGAUAUCAACCACAACCUCGGUGCUGGUUUGUCCAGAAAAAUGAACAACUACAUUCUGAAAACCUUCAUCAAUGGACGUAAUGUAUAUGGCACUCCCAUCUCUAAAAUUCCCCCGAAUUAUGAAACACUCGGGGACUUCUAUUUUGAUGCCAAUCGCUUAAAGGAAGGCAAACCCCCAACAGACAGAUGCUGCCAUGCCUGUGGUAAGAUCGGACACAUUCUCGUCGAGUGUCCUAUGAAGCGUAGCAAGAGAAACAAAGAGAACACCAACAACAAUAAGCAAGAUGCUUCCCAACAGAAGAGGGACAACAUGGCCAUGAACAGGGAAAACUGGGGUAAUUCGCAUCAUCAAAGGCCACUGCAGCCCAGUCCACUCGUGCCUAAUGCUGCACACGAUGGCAGUAACCAACAUCGCCACAACCAGCAUCAUCACCAUCAUCAACAGAAGCAGCAGCAGCACCAUCAACAGCUGCAGCUGCAGUAUCAUCAACAACAGCAACGCCAUCAUCAGCAGCACCACCAGAAACAACAGCAGCAGCAGCAACAACACCAAAAACAACAGCAACACUAUCAACAACUUCAACAACAACACCACCUCCACCAGCAACAACACCAACAACAACAUCUACUUCAACAGCAGCAACACCACCUCCAACAGCAACAGCAGCAUCAACAACAACAGCAACACCAUCACCAGCAACAACAACAGCAGCAGCAGCAGCAGCAACAGAAGCAUCAACAGUUGCAUCCUGGCAAUUCGUAUCCAAAUAUGUACAACAUGAAUUAUGUCGGUUGGCCUACAGACAAAAACAUGGCAGUUCAACAGUUCCCUUCUACAACGGUGGUCAGUUCACACCUUCAGCCGAUUUCAUCCAUGGUGCCUUCCUCUCACUCUUGUCACCCGGUGAGUGGGCCAGAGAGGGCAAUGACAAUGCUAAAACCAGCAACCCCAAACAAAAACAACCAUCAACCAGUGCUACCGCAUCGUCCCAACAUACAGGGUCCGAAUACUCAUUCUUAUCAAAACCAACAUAUGUAUUUAAACACACGACAUGAUCAAAAUAGGCGUGAUUAUUCUGUGGAUGACCUAAAAGGAAGCAACAUGUACAUGUGGGAUUCCCACUCCAGGCAGCAACAAUACUAACAAUGGAUUUUUGGGGUUUUGAUACUCUGGUAAACCUGACACUUUACCACCACCACCACCACCACCCAGUGAACCCCUACCAUGGACCCAGCUUCCCAUCUCGACCCUGCAGCGAUGGCAUUCUAUUUCUGUAUUCCAGUGAUGUUGGUGCAGUUGUACAUAACAGACAUUCGCCACUACUUGGUGCAGUAAAGUUGCAGCUGUACUGUUGUCCUAAGUAUGCAACAGUCAUGCAACUGCAAAUUUAUUGCUGCAGCUGUAGACAUUUUUUUUUGUGUGGUGGGGGGAAGGGUGUUUUUGUUUUAAAUUGAUGGAUAUUUUUAACCUGAAUCAAAUUUUUAGACUUCAAAAUCAUUUCACUUCAUUUAUCCUUAUUUUACUUUUUAUUAUUAUUAUUAUUACUUUUUAUUUAAAGAGAAACAAAUUUUUAAGCGCAACAUCUACAUACGUGUGCACAUGUUUGUGCAUGUGAUGUGGGGAGGACAUUUUGUGUAUUUUGUGUAAAAAAAAAAAGGGGGGGAGAGUGUGUUUGUGUGUGUGUGUAGGGAAGAAUGAGAGGCUGUGAAAUGAUGGCAGUUGUGGUGUACAUGUGUAUGUGUUAUGAAGCGGGGCAUGUUUGUAUGUGGCUGUGCGUACGCCUUUGGAAUGGUGGUCGACACAAUCGUGACACAAUUGUGUCCGUGUGAGUGUGUAAGAGGGCACAAAGGGAGCAGUUGAUGCUCAUAUAACAUGGAUGUUGAUUAGUUGGGUUCCCUGAAUGACAACUAUGUCUUGACAACUGAACAGAGUCACUAACCGACAAACAACAGUGACAAUUUCAAUAAAAGGCAAACACACACACACACACAUCCGCAUUCAGCCUGGCUUCUUGUUGCUGUUCAAUGGUUAAAUAAUCUAGCUUUGUUGCUUUUAGAAAUGUUUGUUCUUCUGUUUUGUCCGUCUACAACAGUCAACGUGUCCAGUCAUGACCUUCCUCUUUCAUUAGAAAAGUAGCUUUUGUGGAUGUAUACAGCUGUUGUCUGUCUCAAUGGCCAGACUCUGUUUAGACAUUAGGUGUGGUGUGUUUAAACAACUACAACUCGGUUUAGACAGUAUUGAUAGCUCUUCUCUAUGUAAACAGUUCUAGAUUUAUAUACAUUUAUGUUCAGUAUCAGUUUAGGCAGCUUUUUAUGGGGUCACAGGAUUUGCCCCAGAUUUAGGCUGCUUCCCUUGUACAUUAUUUACAUUUGAUGGAUAUUUGUCCUCAUCUUGUUUGUUGUUAACACAACGUUUCACCUGAUAUACCCUCCAGCCUUCGUCAGGUGUCUUGGGGAAAUUUCGAACCUGGGUUCUCAUUCCUAAGGUAUUUUUCAAUGUUGUUAUUAUUAUUAUUAUUAUUAUUAUUAUUAUUCAGGUCACUGCCUGGAAUAGAACUCGGAAUCUUGGGGUUGGUAGCCUGCGCUCUUAACCACUAUGCCAUAUGCCUGUGGUUCGAAAUUUCCCCAAGACACCUGAAGAAGGCUGGAGGGUAUAUCAGCCAAAACGUUGUGUUAACAACAAACAAGAUGAGGACAAAUAUCCAUCAAAUGUAAAUAAUGUAAAUAAUUCAUCUCUUAAAUAUAGAACUGCUUCCCUUCUGUUUCGACAAAUUUCACCAACUUGAAACAGCUUUCUUGAGGCUGGGUGACAUUCUUAGAUUCAAGUGGAUUCAACUGUUAUUAGCCACAUAAGAAGCCAUUCAGAAGUGCCACUGCAUAGUAAGUGCAAUGGAACUGGUUUAGAGAGUAUUCUGGGCCGAUAUGCUAAUUAGGUGGCACCGUGUGUAUUUCUUAAAAGCAGCUUAUAAUAUAUUUAUGUGUGUGUAUAUAUUUUAUGUAUACACACACACAUAUAUGUGCAUACAUGUAUGUAUGUGUGUAUACUCGUACAUGUAUGUAUGUAUACAUAUACAUAAUAUAUAUGUAUAUAUAUAGUCAUUAUUGUUGUCAUUUAACAUCUGUUGUCCAUGCUGGCAUGGGUUGGACAGUUUGACAGGGCUGGCCAGCUGAGGGAGCUGCACCAGACUCCAGUCUGAUUUGGCAUGGUUUCUAUGGCUGGAUGCCCUUCUCAACACCAACCCCUUUGCAGAGUAGUAUGCUGGGUGCUUCUGUGUGGCGCCAUACAGGCUCUGCUGCAUGGAGCCACUUGGACACCAGAGCAACUGGUCUGGUCUUAACACUUAUGCUCUUGAGUACAGCAAGGCGCCAGGCAUCUUGGUCCUUUGUAAUCUCGCCUGAAAGGCGAAGUAUUGCUGUGAUACACACACACAUUCUCUCUUCCCGCCUCUCUCUCUCCAAUUUGGUAAAAACUCUGGUGGUGUUAGUGCCAGUGGGAAGGUUUUGAUGGAAAUUGUGCUGAUGCCUUCCCUGAACCUGGUUUGCUUAAUUUGAGGAAAAUAUCAAAUGUUUUGUUGGUUCUGUUUUUAAUUGUUAAACCUCCUCACAGACUUAUUAAACUUCUUACAAUGACCAGAACCUGACCGAGAUUGGUGGAACCUUACAAAUGUUUAGUUGGAGCCUUUUAGCUUUUAGUUUCCAAUCCUACUCAAUGUUUAUUUUACCUGUCAUCUUCCCAGUGUCACAAAAGUCCUUUUUUUUUUAGUGUCCUUUCAAAGCAUUAUGUGGUUUCAUGUGUAUGUACGUGAAAGUGUGUGACACAGUGAUUAGGCAGUUGUACUUACAAUAGCCAGGUCAUGGUUUCAAUACUCAGACCAGGUAGUGCGUUGUGUUCUUGAGCAAAACACUUCGUUUCAUGUUGCUCCAGUCCACUUGGCUGUAAACGAGUCACCCUUCAACAGAUUGGUGCCCCAGUCAAGGGGAAUGUUGUGAUUUCGGUCACUUGUAUGCAUGGAAACUGUGUUCUUGUCCUGGUUGAUGCCAUUAUAAUUGCCAUCGGUGUGAUGCCCUGCUACUGUGUCUGAUUUUGUGGUGUUCAUUUACCAUUUUUUGGUCUCUGAAGAAGGGUUGUAGCUCAGUACCCAACCACUGCCUCUUCCUCAGUUUGAACUCAUCACUGCACACCCUAGUCAGCCUCGUUUUUGUUAGAGGUGUGAACUAUUGUGGUCUUUGUAACUGACCUACUAACAGCCAGGUGGUCAUUGUUCAUAUAAUGCAGAGAAGUGUAGAGAGAGAGAGUUGCAGGUGGCAGUGUGAUCUGCCCGAAGAAUGCCCACACCAUGUCCUACCUUCAUACAACCUCACUCGAAUAUAAUGAGAUUUUGUUAAUUAGUUUUUGUUGGAAGCCAAGUUAUAACAGUGACACAUCUCACAGACACAAACCACACACAGGAAGGCAGCCUACUGCACUCUUCUAUCAUUACAACAAACUGCCACCUCAUGCACCUGCCUCUCUCUCCUCCUCCUCUAUCCGCCUCUCAACAAAAUCCUGCAUGAAACUCUUCACCUUAUUCCUUCUUACCCCAAUAGUUGGAACCCCAUCACUUGCCCUCAGCAGCUGAACAGAACCUUACCAGUCUGCUGUGUGGAAAUGGGUUCACAAAAUUACAAGCACUGCCUCCCUCCCACCUUAGACUAAAGAAUUAUAAUCCUUUCUAUGAUAGGCACAAAGCCUGGAUUUUUUUUUUCUUUUUGUUGGUAGGGGUCAGUCAGCAGUGUUUAAGCUCAGAACAUAAAGUCAGAAGAAAUGCCAUGAAGCAUUUCGUCCGAUAACGGUUCUGCCAGAUCACUGCCUUAGAAGACUAGAAAACAAUGGUUUCAAGUUUUGCCACAAGGGGGAGGGGUUGAUUCGAUUACAUCAACCCCCCAGUGUUCGACUGGUACUUAGUUUAUUGAGCCUGAAAGGAUGAAAGGCAAAGUCGACCUCGGCAGAAUUUGAACUCAGAGCGGAGCAAUAAAGGGACAUAACUCUAUUGAGUGCAGCCCUUCACUGUUUCUGUUGCUUGUUGGAAAUAUUUGUUGUAUAAAUACCAGGAGUGGAAAAUUGAAUGGAAGAAGGGGUUUGGGGGUCAUGGGAUACGAAGUUAAAAUUAGUCACAUAGUAGACUAGUAAAUAAAUUGAAAUUCUAGACGUGGUUUUACAAGGACAGCCAUUUAAUUGUAGAAUUUGUCUUGAUUCCCUGAGCUCUGAGAGGAAAUGAGAACCAUUUGUGUGGUGCUUGCCUAUGUAUGGCUGGGUGUGUGUGUGUGUGGGUGGGUGAGAAAGGAGGGGUGGCGACCCAUUCAUGGAUACUUGUGAUCACAAAAUGUCGUGUAAACAUUUUGUGAUCUUAUGAACACUGGUGUGUGACGUUGAAAUAGAUAUUUAUCUUUGUAUGUUGUUAUUGUUGAUGUUUAGUCCCAGUUCAACUCUGAGCAGACCAAUGAUCAACGCCAUUCCAGCUGUGGCCAUCAUGUCUUUAUCCUAUGUGCAUGGAACUCCUGACCAUAUUAUACAUGUCUUUUUAUUAUAAGAUGGUAGGAUUUGAUUUGACAGAGGUUUGACUGCUGUUUCUAGCAUGCUGAGCAACUACAUAGAGGCUCUUUAGCUGACUUGAUUCUGUAAUUCUUUUAACCCCAAGUCAUGCUUGAUCCAGAAGACAGACCCUUAAUCAAAGGUAUUUUGCAAACACUGUACAAUUAUUAUUUUAAGAAAAUGGGGGUUUGAUUUUCAGGAGAUUUGGCUGCUGUUUCUAGCAGGCUCCUUCAUUGGUUUUAUAUCUUGGUCAGCAGCUGGUGUUGGUAUUGUGAGGAUGUUUGGUAUUAAAAUAUAUUCUCUGAAAACAAUAAAAGAAUUUGUAAAAACCAACUGGGCUCACUUAAAAUUUAAACUUUAAAAUCUGGCUUUAUGAGAAAUUAGUGUUUAAAAUAAAUUUUAUAAAGAAACCUAUGUUCAAAUCAUUUUUAAAACCAUAUUAUUCAAUGCACACACACACCCAGGUAUGUGUGUGUUCAGGCAUGGCUGUGUGGUGAAACUUAGCAUUUUGAUAAAAAAGACUGAUAAGACAAGCUGCAGCUUGAUUUGCUUGACUAAACCCAUCCUCAGGAUCCAGGGAAUGAAACACACUGAAAGAACGAAGGAAAUUAUUAUUAUUAUUAUCCAUUUGAACAUCUGGUUUCCCCCCCUGCUCCUUCAUUGUAUUCCGAGGAUGGUUUUCUUUCAUGAGAAACAUGUCUGGUCAUGGGGAAAUAUUACCUUGCCUAGAAACAGGUGAGGGUUGGCAACAGGAAGGGCGUCCAGCCAUAGAGUACCUGCCCCAACAAAUUCUGUCUGUCUGAUGUGAAGAUGGAGAAGUAGAUGUGAAAAUGAUGAUGAGGAUGACACAAGUUUUUAGAUAGAUAAACAGUUGAGCACCAGUUUCUAUCCAAUCUCGCUCCCCAAGUCUUAGUCUAAUCUAUAGUUUUAGUAAAGAACAUCAGCCAACAACGUUCACACAAUGGGAGGAGUAGAUCUCAAACCAAGUGGUUUUGAAAUGACAUUCUUCACUACACAAGCAUCAGUUUUAUAUAUGUGUGUAUAUGUAUAUAUAUAUAUUUGUGUAUUUAUAUAUGGUUAUGAAUGUUUAUAUACAUAUGUAUAGAUAUAUGUGUGUAUGCAUCUGUCUUUAUAAUGAAACUGAAUGUUCUCCCAUCUGAUUCCCCCUCCCCCUCUCUCUAUGGUAGAGUCAUUAAAAACAACACAAGUCAUUUCUCGUCAGUGAAUCCCUCCCAUUAUUUAAAAAAUAAAACAUCAAAAUCAAAUGCCAGGAAUCUUAGGAAAAAUAAAGAAUUUCUUUUGCCUUGGUGCAAUGUU